Messenger RNA from Striga hermonthica, 1344 nucleotides. Lineage: Eukaryota; Viridiplantae; Streptophyta; Magnoliopsida; Lamiales; Orobanchaceae. The record is from the annotation of a GenBank genome assembly.
AUGGGUAAGCCACACGCAAUAGCCGUACCUUACCCGGCACAAGGCCACGUGCUCCUCAUGCUCGAGCUCUCCCAACGUCUCGCAAUGCACGGCAUCAAGGUCACAGUCGUGAACACCGACUUCAAUCAUGCACGUGUCACCAAAUCACUAUCACAUUCAGACAAGCUACAAGAAUCAGUGAACUUGGUCUCGAUUCCAGACGGGCUCGAGCCAUGGGAAGACAGAAAUGAUAUCAGGAGGUUAAGCGAAGGAAUGUGCCAGGUCAUGCUCCCGGAGCUUGAAGCUGUUAUAAAGAAAUUAAACGGAAAAAAUUGUACAGAGAAAGUCACGUGUGUUAUAGCUGACGGGUCGAUGACUUGGGCCCUUGGAGUGGCAGAUAAAGCCGGGCUCAGAAAAGUGGCCUGCUGGACUGUAUCCGGCCUAGCAACAGCCUCACUGUUGAGCAUACCAAAGUUAGUGAGUGAUGGGAUCAUAGACAGCCAUGGACGAAUCUUGAAGCACGAGACCGUCCGGUUCGCGCCCGACUUGCCGCGCGUUCAUUCGACCAACUUCAUAUGGGCUUCGUUCGGGUGCAAAUCCACAUUCGACUCAAGCAAGUUCCAUUCACUACUAAAACUGGCCGAUCGACACAUUUGCAACUCGUCAUUCAGCUUAGAGACGGCUGUGUUAUCGGCAUAUCCAAUCAUCACGCCCGUAGGACCUCUCCUGGCAAACACUGGCCACAGGAAGUCAUUGGGCUAUUUCUGGCCACCGGACCCAGCCUGCCUGGCCUGGCUCGACCGCCACCCGGCUAAUUCCGUCGUGUACGUUGCGUUCGGCAGUUUCACCAUGUUUGGCAGAGAACAGUUUGAGGAGCUGGCACUUGGGCUCGAGCUCACAGGCAUGCCGUUUUUGUGGGUCGUGAGGGGGGACACAGAGGAGACAUACCCGGAUGGUUUUAGGGAGAGGGUGGGAGAAAGGGGGCGGAUCGUGCGGUGGGCCCCACAGCAGCAGAUUCUGUCCCACCCGUCGGUCGCGUGUUUCAUGAGCCACUGUGGGUGGAACUCGACGGUCGAGGGGGUUGUGUGCGGUGGGGUGCCGUUUGUGUGCUGGCCGUAUUUCGCAGACCAGUUUAUGAACGAGACGUACAUUUGCGACGAGUGGAAGAUUGGAUUGAGGGUGAGGAAAGAUGAGAAUGGGAUUAUUGGGCAUGGAGAGAUUAAGGACAAGCUGGAAAGUGUUUUGAGCGAUAAGAGCUAUAAGGAGAGAGCUUUGGAUCUUCAGGAGAAAACCAUGGAUAGCAUCAGGGGAGGGAAAACUCAUGAGAAUUUUAAUUAUUUUAUUGAGUGGAUCAAAGGAAACUGA